This is a messenger RNA of Solea solea (common sole), 3565 nucleotides long. RefSeq names its product diphthamide biosynthesis 7 (gene dph7). Gene Ontology annotation, molecular function: protein binding. The transcript is spliced from 10 exons. The coding region runs from base 129 to 1460 and encodes 443 amino acids. The record is from RefSeq and is a predicted model, not a curated record. NCBI's taxonomy places the organism in Eukaryota, Metazoa, Chordata, Actinopteri, Pleuronectiformes, Soleidae.
GUUCUUACUCUCCUCUCUGCACCGGGCGCUGCUGAGUGAGUGAGUGACUGAGUUACAUGUGUUUGACUGAGACGUGUUGACGUUGCAGUGACGUCAUCAGCAGCAGCAGCAGCAGUGACAGUGAUGUCAUGGCGUGGAAGUCCAGGACUCGCAGUCUCCAGGUGUUUGACACGGGACAGAGCGCGGACACGGUGGAGUGGUGUCCCGUUCCACCAUGCCACAACAUCCUGGUCUGCGGGACGUACCAACUACAGAAAGGGGCCGGGGUCGAUGAGGCCACGCCCACCCGCAGUGGCCAUUUGUACCUUUUUGACUUUCGUCGAGAAGCACCGAUGAGUCCUCCUCUCACGGAGCUGCAGCGCAUCGACACGCCGGCCAUUUUAGACGUCAAAUGGUGCCAUGUGUCGGUGUCAGAGAAGGCGAUACUCGGAGCAGCGGCUGCCACGGGCGAACUGCAGCUCUACGCGAUGUCGGCGAGUCAGGAAGGCAGCCGCAGUCUGCAGCCUCUGAGCAGCAUAGAGGUCGGAGCCGAGCGGCUGGCUCUGUCGUUGGACUGGUCCACUGGAAGAAUGGACAGCAGCAGUGACGUGCGUGUGGUGUGCAGCGACUCUGCCGGAUGCAUCAGCGUUCUCUCUCUGGACGAGGGUUCUCUGACGACUCUGUCGCAGUGGAAGGCUCACGACUUUGAGGCCUGGAUCUCGGCCUUCUCCUACUGGGACACACAGCUGGUUUAUACCGGUGGUGACGACUGCAAACUGAAGGGCUGGGAUCUCAGGAUGGGUCCGUCCUGUCCCACUGUGACCAGUAAAAGGCACUCGAUGGGCGUGUGCAGUAUUCAGAGCAACCCUCACCGGGAACACAUCCUGGCAACAGGCAGCUACGAUGAGCAGGUUCUGCUCUGGGACGGCAGGAACAUGCGGCAGCCGCUCAGCGAGACGGCGACGGGUGGUGGCGUCUGGAGGCUGAAGUGGCAUCCGACCAAUCCUGACCUGCUGCUGGCUGCCUGCAUGCACAACGACUUCCAUAUCCUUCACUGCCAACAGGCUUUAGAGAGCAGCGCAGGGGCUUGUCCCGUCGUCGCCACCUACAUCCUCCACAACUCCCUGGCGUACGGCGCCGACUGGUCCCGCGUUUCCCUGGACGAACCCGCCCCCUGCUCACCUGUCGCCGCAGAACCAAAGGAAAGCUUUGCGGAGAGCCGAGGACACCUGCGGAUUCAGUACGAGUCUCCCACCGCCAGCUUCGACACUUCCCUGGAGGACGACACGGGACGCUACAUCCCAGAGAGCGUCACGGCACCUUCCUCCUCCCCCGCUGUGGGCCCCGCCCCCACCCCGGACCACGACGCCGCCUCAGUGUCCUGUCUGCUCGCUACCUGCUCCUUCUACGACCACAUGCUCCACGUGUGGCGCUGGGACUGGACUCCAGAAGAAGCUCCGCAGGGCACCGAGCAACGCUGACGCCCCCUACAGGCCUGCUGUAAACAUCCCACCACGUCCUCAGUGAUCCGGUCACGUGUGGGCUGAGUUAAGUACACGACUGUUCACACACACACACACACGCUGAAUUCAUGUCUGUUCAUAAAUCUGACUGACGCGUGUGUGCGUGUGUGUGUGUGUGUGUGUGUGUGUGUGUGUGUGUGUGUGUGUGUGCGAGUGAGGAGGAGCUGAGUGAAUAAAAACUCUAGUCGCGCUGCUUUAACAUGAAAUAAGAUGCUAAUUACUAGAAAAAGAAAUAGGGAGGCACAACAAUAUCAGUAUCAGCCGAUAUUGGCUUUAAAUUGUAGUUAUCAGAUAUCGGCAAACACGAUAUAAGAUCCCCUGAUAUGACUAAUGACUAAAACUGUAGCCUGAAUAAGCUGCUACCUCCUUGUAAAAUGUAAAAUUCACAUCUGCUGACGACAGAGGAGACGACCUCUGUAACAACCCACAGUAUAUUUAUCAGUGUUGUUAUCGGCCCCAGUAUCAUGAAGGCAAUCUGUUGUCAGGACAAGUUAGACUCCGCCUCCUUGGCUGACGGCAGUUUAACCAGUAUUUUUUAACUCCUCUGCUCCUAUACCUUGAUUUAUUUGUGUAUGUGUAUUGUAUCAUGGUAUUAGGGUUAGGGUUAUUAAUUGAUUACUAAAUUAAUCAAGUGUCGGAGUUUUUUUUUUUUUCAAUAAUUAAAGCAAGUUUCUGUUAUUUUUCAGCUUCUUAAAUCUGAAUAUUUUGUGGUUUCUUUGCUCCAUAGAACAAAGAAAUCAUUAAAACUUAAUCAUUUUCAUUUGUGGACAAAACAAGACAUUUGAGAACGUCAUCCUUUCCAGGUUUGACAAACACGGAUUGACAUUUUUCAACAUUUUCUAACAUUUUAUGGACCAAACGAGUACUUGACGGAGUCAUUGAUUAUGAAAAUAAUCAUUAGUCGCAGCCCUAAUUGGUACCGUUCUCAUUUAUCUGCCCAAACACUGUUAAGAGAUGGUGUGACUAUCAUUUCUAACGUGGCAGUAGUUAAAAAAAAUAGGUAUGGGGACGUCGUAAGAACUGUAAAAAGAAAAAAGAACAGUGAAACUGCUGCGGAUCAGUGGACCUUAGCAGAGGAGGCGGAGUCACAUGAGUCAUGAAACCACCUUUUUUUUGUAAUCAGAUUUGAUGAUGCAUUCAGAACAGAAUGUGAUCAGAUCACUCAGGACGGAUCGAUCGAACCAAAGCUGAGCGAUAUUAUCAGUUAUUUUUAGUCCCUUUCACUUUUACAGUACGUGUACAACAGAAUGUUAAAAUAACAAAACAGAACCUAUAUUUUCAUAAUAAUGACAUUAUUGAUGGUUUCUCUUGUAUAAUCUUAUAUUUAAAUUGUGUAUUGACGUCAUACAGCACAUCCUCCACCGCAUCAUACUACUUACACAAGGUUUUUUUGAUCACAAACACAGUGCGUGAUGACCAGCAACUGAUUUUACAAGGGUUAGUUUGGGGUUUUUGAGCAUGUUUUAUAUGAAGUACAUGCACAUGGAGCAUGUAGACUUUCUUAAGUAUAUGUUUUCUGCUUUAUCUCACUGUUAAACACAGUUUUUAGCAACAGGAAACUGAAGUUUGUAAAGCCACUCACUCUCCCACACCAAACUCCAUACAGAAAACCAGUGAUUUUACAUCACAGUACACAGGAGUUGUUGAUCCACUGCUGCCUCCAUCACUAAGUUCAAAGGUCUUAUUUUGUCACUUCAGUGUUUGAAAUUCUUUGUUCGGAUUGACCUCAGUGACACAAAGUGACCAUACGAGGCAGCAGAGGACCAGCAGCUCUUGUGUCCCCCGCGAGCUAAAAUCACAGAUUUUCUCUAUGGACUUUGGUGCAGGAGAGGGAAAAGUGACACAAACUCAAGAUUCCUUCUCAUAAAAGACUCUCUGACAACCUGAAUCAUAUAAGUACGAUAUAAAACCACACUUAAAAACCCUGAACUUUCCCCUGAACAUGUUUCUGAUGAAUUCAGUGAGUUUUCUUUUGCAGUUUUCAUGUUUUUGGUCACUUGUCUACUGGAAACAUUCUUAUUCUUCACAAUUUCUGACCAAUAAAAGUUGCCCGACAGCUUCUA